Messenger RNA from Rhizoctonia solani, 3222 nucleotides. RefSeq names its product heme peroxidase. The coding region runs from base 1 to 3222 and encodes 1073 amino acids. Gene Ontology annotation, molecular function: peroxidase activity; heme binding; oxidoreductase activity, acting on paired donors, with incorporation or reduction of molecular oxygen. NCBI's taxonomy places the organism in Eukaryota, Fungi, Basidiomycota, Agaricomycetes, Cantharellales, Ceratobasidiaceae. Gene Ontology annotation, biological process: response to oxidative stress. The transcript has 26 exons. The record is from RefSeq and is a predicted model, not a curated record.
AUGUCUGAGCCUGGCCUCGCAUAUCGUGCCGUGGACGCUUCGCUCGGGGCCCUGUCCCACCUGGCUACGUCGAUAGACAAUUCGCUCCGCCCUGUUACCGCGAACGCGAAUGCGUACAGCCGCGAUCCAGACCAAGAGGUCAAUGCCGCAACUGCGGUGAUCGAAGGUUUCCGCCGCCAGCUUCGUCUGGGCAUUCCCAUCGCUCCAGAUAUCCAGGCAGUCUACUCGGUGGUCGAUGCUAUUCAAAAUUCCAAGUCCCUCGAUGAUCGCAAGAUGCUGCUCGAACAUGCGCUCGUAUUCAUGUCACGUCUACCUCGUGGUAGUGCCCUUGCCCAAAAGGGCCAGGAUGCUGUGAUUAGCAUGCUAUAUAAGGAUCUGCCCCAUCCCCCCGCAACAUAUGUCGGCGACGCCUACCGAUUCCGAGCUGCCGAUGGUGGCAACAAUAACCUUUUGAUUCCAGAUUUGGGUCGUGCCGGGACACCGUACUCACGUAGCGUUCCUCAGACUCACCCCCUCCCUCCCGCGGAGCUUCCAGACCCUGAGCUCGUCUUUGAAUGCUUACUCAAACGCGACAAGGUCACCCCUCACCCAGCAGGGCUUUCCGCGAUGUUCUUCUCGUUCGCGACGCUUGUUAUCCAUACUUGCUUCCGUACCAAUCAUCGUGACGUGACUAUCAACGAAACCUCGUCAUACGUUGAUCUUGCGCCCUUGUAUGGUAAUAACCAAGAGGACCAGGAUAGUGUCCGUCGAUGGGAUGGUACCGGUCGUCUCAAAGAGGACGUGUUUACCGAGAACAGACUUUUGUUCCUGCCCCCCGCCGUUUGCACCAUCUUGGUCUUGUUCUGCCGCAACCACAACUUCAUCGCUCGCAAGCUGUUCCUGAUCAACGAGGAGGGCACAUUCAGGGAUCCCGAGACGCUCAAGGAGGAGCAAAGGAAACAGCAAGAUCAUGUUCUCUUCAACACAGCUCGUCUCAUUAACGUUGGCUUCUUCGUUUCGAUCGUGUUGGGUGACUAUCUUGCAAGCAUCUUGGGUAUUGUGCGAGAGGGUUCCGACUGGAGCUUGAACCCCUUCCAAGACAUUGUUCAAUCAGAACGAAACCACGUACCUCGUGGGGAAGGUAACUCUGUCAGUGUCGAGUUCAACUUGCUAUACCACUGGCAUUCGACUACAUCUGCAAUUGAUGAGCAAUGGACCGAGGGUGUUUUCCGUAAGAUCUUCGGAGACAAACCGUUCGAACAGAUCACUCCUGGAGAAUUUGCUAAGGCUUCGGCACUUGUUGCUAGUGCUGAGCCAGACAAGGCCAAGUGGGAAUUUGGCGGGAUGAAACGUGGCUCCGAUGGUCGAUUCAACGACGCCGAACUUGCUCAAACAAUUAUCAAUGCUACAAGCCACGUUGCUUCUGCAUUCAAAGCCCGUGGUACUCCUCCCGUUCUUCGCGUUGUUGAGAUUUUGGGUAUUAUGAGCUCCCGCAAAUGGGGUGUCUGCAGCUUGAACGAGUUCAGGAAGUUCAUCGGUUUGAAGCCCUACGACAGCUUCACCGAAUGGAAUUCCGAUCCCGAAAUCGCGACCGCCGCCAUGAGGCUUUACAAGCACCCGGACAACCUUGAGUUGUACGUAGGAUUGCAAGCCGAGGAGGCCAAGCCUGUCGUUCCUGGUGCUGGUCUUUGCCCUGGCUACACCAUUUCGCGUGCCAUCCUGUCAGACGCCAUCACCCUGACUCGCGGCGAUCGCUACCUUACAACUGACUGGACGACCAAUAACCUGACAUGCUGGGGUUUCGACGAUGCCACCCGUGACAUCGAGAACCCGAGCUUCGGUGGUAUGCUCGGCAAGCUUUUCUACCGAACCCUCCCUGGACAAUUCCCAGAGAACAGCAUCUAUCUUUGGUUCCCUCUUAUGACUCCUGACGCCAUGAAGACCAACUUCACCAAAGUCGGAAUUGCCGGCGACUACGAUUUCUCCAGGCCCACUGCCCCACAACCGGUGCAGGACGUAACAUCGCGUGCGCAUGUUAUGGAUGUUAUUAUGGAAACCGCAUGCAUCCAUACGCCAUACGGAAAGAAGGUCCAAGCGAUGUUUGACAAGGAUCCUGGCUUUUUCCUGGCUCUCAACGACGAACACGAUCAUACGUUCAAGACGAUUAUCUACCAAAACCUCAUCGCACCUAGCGGAACCUACUUCCAAAGUUAUUUCUAUGAAGUCACCAAGACCCUCCUUCAAGACAUGUCCUACACUCUGGGUAGCCACCAAAGCAAGUGCCUGGAUAUCGUUGACGUCUUCGAGAACGUCGUCAUGCGCUUCGUUUCGGAGGAGAUUGGUGGGCUUUCGCUUAAAUCUGAAUCGAACCCUCGUGGCCUGUAUUUCGAGCGCGAAUUGAGGGAUAUGAUUGAUGACAUCUACAUGCAUGUGUUCACAGACGUCGAUAUCCAACAUAUCUUCCGUAUCGCGAAGAAUGCCAAGUCCUUCUCCAAGAGGCUCUUACUUCAUAUCAACCAGACCUACAUCGCCGCCAACGGACUCGGUCCCAUCACCGAGCGCAUCUUUGGGUUCUUCUCGGGCACUGGCCGCCCUUCGUAUGAUUUUAUGCGUCGCCUCCACAAGACCGGCAAGCCCAAAGAUCAGCUCUGCAAAGCUGUCUUGGCUGCGAUUGUUGCUUCUUUUGAAUAUGUUCCUGCCUUGAUCAACGUCGUGAACUUCUACCUUGACCCCGCUCAGGCCGAACACAAGACUCAACUCGUUGCCCUGGCUAGCAGCAAGGACCCUCAAGCCAACAAUGUCAUUGCCGGAUACGUCCGCGAGGCUUUGCGUCUUGACCCAUUGUUCUCGCACGCUCGCCGUGUCGUCGUUGAAAACACAUCCGUCAAAGGUUCUAAUUACAAGCGGGGAGAUUCCUUGUUCCUGUCUAUUGCAGAUUCCAAUUUGGAUCCCGAUACGUUCCCGAACCCCAAGAGUGUCGAUCCCAGGCGACCGGCAGACAGCUACACCCUCAUGGGUGACGGUCUCCAUCGCUGCUUCAGUGACGAGUUUGUCCACUCGACUAUGGCUUGCGCCGUUCGUGCCGUGUUCCAGCUCAACAACAUCCGCCGCGGCCCCGGAAAAUCUGGUAUUCUCAAGAGGUUCACAGAUUCGGAUGGCACCACUGCCUCGUCCUGUUACCUCAACUCGAAGCAAAUCAUUACUCCGUUCCCUACCAGCUUGACCCUCCAGUACGAUGUGUAA